Messenger RNA from Paramecium tetraurelia, 2070 nucleotides. RefSeq lists its product as uncharacterized. The transcript has a single exon. The record is from RefSeq and is a predicted model, not a curated record. The annotation marks the transcript as partial. Lineage: Eukaryota; Ciliophora; Oligohymenophorea; Peniculida; Parameciidae.
CGCCGCCCUUAGCUCCGACAAGCCCCCCAUCGCGUAAUAUUAACAAAAUCAACAUUGAACCCAAUUCAAUAAUCAUAGAUUUGGGGUGAUUUAAAUCCAGAGUAUGUUCUUUAAGUUGAUUAAAUAGUAAAUAAGGUUGAUAUUUAAAAUAGGUUGACAAUACUAUUUACUUGUAAUAAUCCAACUAAAUUAGUCAAUUAAGCAUUCUGUGCUAUAUAGAAUUUAUUUAUAACAGCAGAAUUUUAUUGCACUAAGGAAUAUCGAUUUGAUUUAUUUAACUAUGAAAAAGGUUUGAAUCCCUGUGUUCCAAUUUGUGGUGAUGGAUUUGUAGUGGAUGAAGAAUAAUGUGAGGAUGGAAAUAAGGAUCCAUUUGAUGGAUGCUUUAAUUGCCAAUAUUAAUGUUAAGAACAUUGUCAACAUUGUGUAUAGGGGGUAUGCUUAUUCGACUAGGAAGGAGAGGAUGAUAAUUAGAAAUUUUUUGAAAAUGAAGUAGUUAGCAAAGAAGAAAUCUAUUACAAUGAUAAUUAAAUUACUGAUGAUAGUGCUGAGUGUUAGGUUGAAUGUUUAAUUUGCAAGGAUGGGAAUUGCUAUCAAUGUAUGGAAGGCUAUUAUCUUGAAUAAAUAACUUAGAUUUGCUAUCUGCAAAUAAUAGAUUAAUAAUAUACUACAGAGAUUCAAAACAAUACUCAAAUGCGUAAUAUUGAUGGUAGUGAUUGUUAGAGAGAAUGUUUAAGUUGUAAUUUUGGGCUUUGCUAUCAAUGCAUGUAAGGCUAUUAUCUUGAUUUAAUAACUUUGAAUUGCUAUCUGCUAAUUAUAGGUUGUAAUAAUAUAAAAUCAUACUCUAAGGAGAUUCAAAAAUAUACUACAAUGAGUAUUUGUGAAAUUGAUAUCCCUUAUUCAACUUUAGAUAGUAUCUACUAAGAUCCUGAUUAUGUAUGUAUAAACUGUUUGACUUUCGAAUAUCAGAGUUGUAAUAAUAAAUGCUCUUUUUGUUAUCAAGGAUAGUGUUUUUAAUGCUAAUCUGGAUACACUCUAUUUGAAAAUCUAGAUUGUCUUUCUAUUUGUGGUGAUGGUCUAAUAAAUAAAGACUAAACAAACUAAGAAUUAAACGAAGAUUGCGAUAAUCCUUUUGAUGAAGGAUGUCAAAAUUGUGUGGUUUAACCUGGUUAUAAAUGUAUAAAAGAAGAUAGUUCAUUAUGUUGGACAUGCGAUUCAAAAUGUUUAAAAUGCGUAGUUGAUGAAGAUGAUCAAUUAUUAUGUUAAUAGUGUAUUGACGGUUAUUAUGGUUUAAGUAGUCUUUGUUACAUAUGCGAUGAUAAUUGCAUAACGUGUAAAGAUGAUUCAGCUCUAUGUACAUCAUGCUAUAGAGAUGAUUGCUAAAAAUGCGAAGCUAUACCUGGUUUAUACACAGAUUAUGAAAUUAAGAAAUGCAUGCCUUAAUGUGGAGAUGGUAUCAAAAUUCAGUAUUAUGAAUAAUGCGAUGAUGGUAAUACAAUUGAUGGAGAUGGCUGUGAUUCAGAAUGUAAUUUCGAAUUCGCUUAAGAGUAAUAUUCUAUUGGAAUUAAACGUCUUAAUGGAGCAUCUUUUAAUGAUCUCAGUAUAAUUCAAGAUUCGUAUAUACAAUUGAAUUGUUAGAAAACAACAGUAUCUAUUGAGGGUUUCGAUAAAGAACAGUUCAUCUAUAAUUCUACUAGCAGUGAUAUUGGAUGUAAAAUUUAAUUUUAAUUCUUCAAAUCGAUCUAUAAAACCAAUCUAAUACACAUCUAUAUACAAUUUCAAGAAGUUUAUACUAGAAUACUGGAAGAACAACUCUAACAAUAUAAGGAAAUUUAAGUGGAUCCAAUUGAAUAAAUAAUUUUAGAUGAUAGUCAAUAAUCCUAAGCUGAUGCUAUUUCUAAUGCUCAAUCUAGUCUAUCUUUAUUAAUUUUGAUUCUAGCCCCACUUUCAAUUCUAUUUGGCUUAUUUGAUUAUUUAUCGGGCAGUCCUGGAAAUCCUGAGUUGGAUAAACAAUUUCUACUUUUUCAAUGUUAAUUUUCCAUUCAAUGUUUAGGUCUUAUUUUUGAAUAGUGA